Molecule: messenger RNA, 543 nt
Organism: Aureobasidium vineae
Lineage: Eukaryota; Fungi; Ascomycota; Dothideomycetes; Dothideales; Saccotheciaceae
Source: the annotation of a GenBank genome assembly
AUGGCUAGCACCAUUGAGCUCCCAAAGGAGGUCUGGCUUGAGGUCUUCUCUCAUCUCGACUACUUCACGCUCAAGAACUGCAUGAGCGUCAGCAAGGCCUUCAAGUCCUUCACCAAGCUCCCCACUUGCCAAAAGACCAUGUUCCGCUCCAAGACAAUCAUUCCAGAUGGAGGCAAUAUCAAUCUGGCCAAUGUGCGUGUGCAUCCAGCAUUCGAUUGCAUGUCAUACGAAUGCGCCACCGACCUCGACGAGGUGUAUCUCGGUGACGACACCGUUCUCGCCGACACUUGUGCUGCCGACGAGUACGCUACCGACCCUCCUGUUGCCUUCCUCCGUCUCCGCGUCGUUGAGUGGAAGCCUGUUCAGAUCACAAACAAGAGUGGUGUCACGGUUUUGCAGGUCAUGAAGUCUCUGUGCCGCUUCUUCUCAAACGAAAACCACCGUGACUCAAGAGGCGAUCACACCGGAUGGACUGGCUGGGAUGAGACAAAGCUCGACCGCAAGGGUCGUCUCGUGCUCGGUGUCGACUGGUUCGACUCCUGA